CGAUGUUUACAUUUUGGCAGUGAGCGAUUGAACUGCCAAGCAGUAAACGAUUUUUAAACUUUAUGAACCUUUUAAAAGAUUUUCCUAUUCCACUAGCUAAGUAACUUUAUCCUGAGUACCACAGCAAAUAUUUGCUAUACAUCUUCAUUUAGCUAACUAGCUAGCUAACAAUAACCCUAGCAACCUGUUGAUUGAUAACUGGCUACCCGAGUUGUUGACGUUAGCUAGUUAGCUAACGUUAGCGUGUGCAAAUGACAGCCACCAAUGUUUAACAACAACGAUGAGGAUCUUGUCGAAGAUGUGGCCAGUUUAAGGAAUCAAUUGCGAUUGACGGAGAUUAGUUUGCAAAGUUUGGGAGAACAAUUAAGUCACUCAGGACAGGAGAGUCACAGUGAGCGGUCUGAGAGGAGUUUAGUACAUGGGUUGCCAGGUCUUCUGUCCCUAGAGGACCUACAGCGGCCUGAUGUCCCACAUCCUCCAACUGACAACCCAAGUCUUGAGAGACCCCUCCACAGAAGUAGGACAGCUGAGAGACAGGCCUGUGAAAGCCUACCCAGUACUGACUCCAGGUGCUCCUCGUCUAGGGCAGUGGAGAUGGAGGUUGCCCCCCUCAGGAAGAAGCUAGGCUGCCUGCGUCAGGAGAACGCCUCCCUGGCUCUGGAGAACAGACAGCUCAUCAGUGACCUGGAGGCGACCCAGAUUGAACUGGCCAGCUCUAAAACCAAGGCCCGUCUCCUGGGCUCCACAGUAGGGGCUAAGACCUCCAGUGUGACCGUCAUGAGGGAGCAGAUCCUGGGCUUGGAGGCUGAGGUGGAGGCCCAGGCCAAAGAACUCAGGACUGCAGAGUUGAAGGCAGAGCAGAGCCAGCAGGCAGCAACCCAAAGUGACAGACAGGUAGCCGAACUCGGAGACGAACUGAGCAUGCUCAGAACAGAGCUUACCGACACAACCAGACAAGGAAAACGAGCGGAGCAACAAAGGAACCAAGCCCUUCGCAAUGCGGAGAAACUCACAGACGCUUUUAAAGACUACAAGACAAAUAUUUCCAUUAAGCUGAAAAAGGUCAUGGAGAGCGAGAGCAAACUGAAGGAGAGUCUCAUCGUGUGUGACCGAGAGAGAGAAGAGCUGGAGAGCAAGUGCACCGUGAUGGAGAGAGCACGAGAGGAGCAGGGCCAAACCAUCAGUGAGCUGAAGGAAGAGGUCACCCAGGCGCGCACACUCAACACAAAAACCUCUGAGCUCCAGGGACGUCUGGAGGAGGCUGCCCAGCGGGCCUCGCGGCUGGAGAUGGAGCUGGGGGAGCGGGCCUUGGCGGCCAGGGAGCUGACCUCUCUCCACAGGGAGACGGAGGACCUCCGGGCCCUCACCCAGUGCCAGGAACACAGGCUGGUCCAAUGCCAGAGAGAGGCCCAGCAGAGCCUGGCUGAAUUAGCUAGUCUGGAGAGCAUACUGGCUUUGCUGCACCUCCGAGAGGUAUGGAGGAUUGGGGACACGUACACGCACGGCGAUGAGGGACCUCUCUGUGUGAAGCCCUGUAUGCUGCCACCAGUGGAUUACACAGGAACUACAGACCCACUCAGACCCAAGCCAGGUGAGCGAUACCAGCAGCUGCUCCCAGUGCUCCAGGCAGUGGAGGCAGAGCGAGGCAGACAAAGCUCCCUGGCCUCCAGGCUCCAGGAGAGGCUGUCUAAAGCCCAGGAGGAGGUCUCCUCCCUGCACAGCUCCAUGGCCCAGAGGGCCUCCCACUACCAGCAGGUCCACAGCGAGCUGCUCCAGAGGGCCAGCCAGGCUACCGAUGCCGAGAAGGAGUUGAAGAAGAAGAGUGCUCGUGUGGCGGCUCUGGAGAAACAGCUGCAGGAGAAGAGCUCUGCCUACUCACUGGCCGCUCUGAAGAACACUCAGCUGGAGCAGGAGCUGCUGGAGAAGGCCAGUGCUAUCCAGCACUACCAGUCUGUGAUGACCAAGAAGCAGAGGGACUUCCAACAGGCUCUGGACAAAAGUCAAAAGGCCCGUGCUGACCAGUGCAAGGAACUGCAGGACAGAGUGGAACUGCUGCAGUUGUCUCUGGACCAGACCCGGGCCCAGGUCUCAGAGCUGGAGCAGGCUGUGUGUUGUGCCCAGAGGGAGAGACACGAGGCCCAGAGCACAGCCCACCUACUGCAGGUCUCCCUGGACCAGCUCACACAGGAGAGAGAGACCAAAGUGAGACACAGUGAGGAGGCUCUACGGAGUGUCAAAGAGCAGGCCACCGAGUCUUCCACCAAGGUGAGGCAGCUGGAGACAGCCCUGUCGUCCUGUAGGGAUGAGCUGAGCUCCCGCCUACUGCAGAUGGAGGACGCUAAGCAGCACUUUCAGAGACAGCUGGACGUCAAGAGCAAAGAGCUGUCGUCUCUGCAGGAGGAGUUGCGUAGCAGCGCUCUGGUGUGUAGUCGCUCCAGUGAGCGCUGUGUCCAGCUUCAGUACUCCCUGCAGCGGCAGCAGAGCAUGCUACAGGAGAGCAGCACCCGUGUGGCCGAACUGGAGGAAAGCCAGAGUCGGCUACAGGGACAGGUGUCCGCGUUGGAGCAGGAGUUGGAGCGGGCGCGCUUGUCUCUGGAGGAGGAGCUGAGGAGGAGAGAGGAGGUGGUGCAGGAGGCUGACAAGGAGGUGCAGGAGAAGAGGCGACAGGCUGCACAGCUCUCUGGCUCUGUCACUCAGCUGUCGUCUGAGAUGAAUCGGUGUCGUGGGGAGCUGUCAUCCAUGGAGCAGGAGCUGCAAAGGCUGCGGAAGGACGCCAGCAUGAAGUCCUCCCAGCUCAGCUGCAUGGAGGAGACCCUGCAGCAGACCCAGGGCCUCCUGGAGAAGAAGAAUGACGCGGUCAUCGUGGAAGCCCUUUCUCCCCUCCUCCUCCCCCCUGCAGUUGUGCACUUGGAGGAGAAGCUCCACCGCUGCGAGGAGGACAGGCGGAACUCUGUGCAGCGGGCGGAGACUCUGGAGGGACAGCUACAGGGGAUGCGCGGUGAGAUGCACGACACCCUAGAGAACCUACAGGAGCUGAGAGAGCUGUUACAGCGCACGCAGGUCAGCGCAGACGAACGACAGACAUCACUGGAGAAAUUGUCCGCCGAGCUCAGGGAAAGCCAGAGGGAGUUGGAGGAGAGGAACCACGAGGUGUUGGACAUGGACACAGCAUUGAAGGAGAGACAGGGGGAGCUCCAGCAGAGAGCACAGCUGCUGGGCCAGUUGGACGUGGCCAUCAGAGACCAUAAGGUGGAGAUGGACAAGAAGGUUCAGGCCCUACAGCAGACUCUGGACCAGAGAGAGGGAGAGGUCAAAGACCGAGACAAACGGGUGGCGUUUUUGAGUGAGAGGUUAGACCUGCUAAAAGCACAACUACAAGGGAAGGAGGAUUCCGAGAAGGACUCUCUGGGGCAGGUCCAGAACCUGCGUGUGUGUCGGGAGGAGCUGCAGAGAACAACGCAAGAGCUGCGGGACACACGGACUCGCUGCGAGAGCCUGACUGAAGAGCUGGACAGCAUCACUCAACAUGCCAGAGAAAAGGAGGCGCAGGUGAGGAGUUUAGAGGAGAAGCUGUCUGCCAGGGAGGGCCGCUGGGUCCAGGGGGAAGCCAGACUGCAAGUCACCAUCUCCUCCCUACAGCAGGAGCUGGAGCAGGAGAGGGAACAGCACAGCAAGGAGCUCUACUCCCUGCAGCAGACGCGGGGCCAGCUCCUGAAGGUGUCGGAGCAGAUGAGCUGCAGCCUGCGGAGCUCCCAGGAGCACCUGGCCUCCAGGCUGCAGCAGAGCCAGCUGCAGCUAGAGCAUACCAGGGCCCAGGCGGCUCACCUGCAGGCCCAGCUCCACGCCACCCAGACCAGCCUGCAGAGCGCCCGCGAGGCCCUGCUCAUCAAGGAGUCCGAAGUCACCCGCCUACAGGCCAGAAUUUCCAGUCUGGAGAGAGCUACAGAGCUCCACCACGCCACGUUCCACCUUCACCCAGAGAUCACCCUGCCCUCAUCCCCUCCGCCCCCUCACACACACCACCAUUCUCCUCCACACACUCACUCAUGCACCCACUCUCCUCAUAAACACACCUGCUCCUCCCCACCCACUCACACCCACUCCCCUCACAAACUCUCCCACCCUUCUCCACCACCCACUCAUUCCCCUUCAUCCCCCCACGUACAACACCACUCCCCUCCACCCCAAACCCACACUCCAGACUGGCCCGUGGAGGGCAGCAGUGUGGACUCCUCUCUUGAUCUCCCUCAGAACCUGAAGGCAACGUUACGGGAAGCCCUGGGUCAACACCUCCCCUGGGACACAUCCUUUCUGUCCCCCACCCCUUACCAGCCUGACCACAGCUGGCAGGGCCUCAGCCGACUGGAGGCCACCUCUGCCUCAGACCUCUCCUUUAACCCCCUCACCUACAUGGUGGACAAAAUGUCGGAGGAGAGGGAGGAGAGAGAGCCGGAGAGAGAGUCCAACCUCAGGCAGGAGACCCAGGAGGAGAUGGACAUGAGCUCCCUGACGGGCAUGCUGAGGUUUGUCAACCAGACGCUUGCCCUGCAGGAGGACCCGUCCCUCUGUGGCUCCGCGGGCCUCUGAGAGGCUGAGCACACCCUCACACUGCAGGUUAGCAUGAGAAACUCUCUCUGGGGUACAAAGGAUGAAAUUAGGUCGUACACGUAGCUGUAGUUUUUGCAUUGGCAAUGUGUAAUUGUGGUGAUUGAUGAAAUGGUUGGUGCUUGUUUAAUGGCUUUUGUAUAGGUAGUUGAGAGCCGGCUGACGCUCUUAACAAAAAAACGUUGUAAAUAGACCGAAAAUUGUGGCUCACCUUACACACACCACACACACACGAGGAUCUCUCAAAUAAUGACACACCUGCUGUUAAUAGCAGUUCCUUCAAUAAUUAGGUCAGAGGGACCACACCUGUAUUCCAACAUCCACUCAAUUAACUAACCAAACAGGACACAGAACCAAUUAGGGAAGAGGUGCAAUUGACGGAGUGUCACAUUAUUCGGAACCCACGCUGUUCUCAGGGACAGGCCUGACUUUUCGUAGCAGGUUAGGAGAACUUACGCAGCAGGUUAGGAGAGUUAGCGUGGCAGGUUAGGCAAAUUGGUUAAGGUUAGAGAAAAGGUUAGCUAAAAUGCUAAAAUUGUCCUCGACGCGACUUGAAUGUAUCUAGCUACAUCCAGACCAGCACUGAGAACACCCUACGUGGCGGCAGGGGUCCAGGUGAGUCGCGGGAUAACAUAGAUUUUUUUUUUUUUAUACAUUUUCGAGAUAGGAAAACAUUUUUUGUGUGAACUUAAACGACUAAAACUAUGUAGCAAAAAUAAUGGACCUAUACAUUUUUCAAUAAUAGCCUACAAUCUUUGAGAAUUUACAAUCCGCAAAAUAAAAGCCCCCGUUUAA
Salvelinus namaycush (lake trout) is the source of this 5400-nucleotide messenger RNA. It is a transcript of the gene ccdc18, whose product is annotated as coiled-coil domain containing 18. The coding region runs from base 265 to 4587 and encodes 1440 amino acids. The record is from RefSeq and is a predicted model, not a curated record. The transcript is spliced from 26 exons. Lineage: Eukaryota; Metazoa; Chordata; Actinopteri; Salmoniformes; Salmonidae.